This is a messenger RNA of Nelumbo nucifera (sacred lotus), 1087 nucleotides long. Lineage: Eukaryota; Viridiplantae; Streptophyta; Magnoliopsida; Proteales; Nelumbonaceae. The record is from RefSeq and is a predicted model, not a curated record.
UCCAUUUUGAAAACAAAAGAGAAGGGAAAGGAAGGUGUUAGUAUUUAGAAUAAAAGUAGUGGGAGAUUCCAAGUCUUUUACUCUAUUAUAUAAACGACCUUACUUAGCUGGAUAGUUGCAAGGAAACCUCUUUCUGUUUCUGUUGUUGCUCCACUGAGAAUGAGGUUUCAGGAUUGUAUUCUCGAGGAUUAGAUAAAGCUGCUGCAACAAUAACAACAACAACAGCACCAAGGAAUAAUGGGGUUAUUGCUGAUGCUCUUCUUUUCCUACCUGCUUUGUCUGCCAACAGAAGAGACCUUGGUUUCAGGGGAUGAAAAGGUAAAUGAAGUAAUGGAAACUAGGAAACAAGAAGCGCACUUUUUAUUAGUCAAUAAGCUCGCUGGUGGUGGUGGUCGUGGUGGUGGUGAUGGCGGUGGAGCAGCCGCUGCUACCGGUGGAAAUGGGGAUAGCAACUCAAGACCAGGAUCCACCGCUGCUAUCAUUCCAAUAUAUACAGCAGCAUCCAGCCAUCGCAAUGGCAAGCAUCACAAUGCCAGUACUAGCAAGGGAAACUACCCUGGACUUACAGUAAUGGUUGCAGUCAUCUUGGCCUUACUUAUUCUACAUUUACACAGUAGGAGGAUGUAAAUUAAUAGUCCAAGAAUCAGAUAUAAAAAUGGAUGCUUCGUGUGAUGUAAUAUGUGUGUGUUGUAGUGAUUGGGACCUGGAUCUCCUGCAAGCAAAACUCCAUGCACACAUAGCAUCUAGCUAGCAGCACAUUGGUAUUAUCUAGCUCAGAUCUGCUCCCAACAUUAUCCCAACAAGCCAUUACAGUUGUACAUUGAAAACAUUUCCCCAAUGUUCUCAAUGUGUGGCUUCAGUGACUAAUUGGCACAAUGUUGGUAGUGUUUCGUUGGUAGCAGAUCCCUGUAUUAAAUUCAUAGGGAGAUGUUCCCAAUCAACAGCUGGAUUCCCAUGCUUAUAGAGUAUGUACAGAGUUGUUGCUUCUUGUUGCUAGUGAUUGAUGUAUGAGUCGUUGGAAUGCAGCUACUUGGUUGUAAAAAUGUUUGUGACUGAUUAAUAGCGAGUUGAAUUAGGGUCUGAUUAA